Molecule: messenger RNA, 1257 nt
Organism: Morus notabilis
Lineage: Eukaryota; Viridiplantae; Streptophyta; Magnoliopsida; Rosales; Moraceae
Product: phytochromobilin:ferredoxin oxidoreductase, chloroplastic
Exons: 8
Coding region: 127-1125 (332 amino acids)
Biological process (GO): phytochromobilin biosynthetic process
Molecular function (GO): cobalt ion binding; phytochromobilin:ferredoxin oxidoreductase activity
Source: RefSeq, a predicted model, not a curated record
GAGAGAGAGAGAGAGAGAGAGGCAAAACCCACAGAGCUAGAGAGAGACAGAGAGAGAAGAGAGAGUGGGACACUGCAGCGAGGGCUUUAAUGUCGGGAGCUUCAGUGGAAGCUCUUAUCUUCUUCAAUGGAAACUUCUUCUUUUUCUUAUUCUUCUUCUUCUUCGUUGCGCUUCCUUCGACCACAAAUUCCUCGGCCACUUACCAGCACAGUCUUACUGACGAGUCUCAGGUGUAGUUGGAAGCAGAAGAGACCGUCCUUGCAAGCCUCCGCAAUCUCUUAUCAGAAAUUCAUUAACUUUGCUUUGGACCAGACCAAACGGCACACCCAUUUGGCCGCUUCUCCUCUGCAGGAAAGUUAUAGUUCAAUGAUUUCCACGGAUGGUACAGUGGAGCUUCAAAUGCGAUCAUUCCAAGCUCCAAAGAUUAGACUUCUGCGAAGUCUGAGUAUUGAGAGAGAAACAAUGCAGGUUUUGGAUUUUGCUGUCUUCCCAAAACCAGAAUAUGACCUACCCAUAUUUUGUGCCAAUUUCUUCUCCAAUGCAAGUACAAAUAUAGUUUUACUGGAUCUUAACCCUUUGCAUGACAUCAUCAGUCAAAGAGAUUACAGAGAGAAGUACUACAAAAGCUUGAUGCCUCUUGGAGUUAAAUAUGCCGAGCUUUUGCCCUGGGGAGGAAAGCUUACCAGCGAGUCUUUAAAGUUUUUCUCACCAAUUGUUAUUUGGACCAAAUUUACUCCAACCCAACACAACUAUGAUGUCUUAUAUUCUGCAUUUGUGGAUUAUUACAUGGCGUGGCUUGAGCUGAUGGAUGAAGCAACAGAGGAGAACAAUGAGUCGAGAAUCACAGGCAACCGUGAGGCACAACAUAGGUAUUUGGCAUGGCGAGCAGAAAAGGAUCCUGGUCAUGGCGUUUUGAAGAAGUUGGUUGGGCAUACAGCAGCAAAGAACUUGCUGAGGAACUUCCUUUUUCACGGAAUCAAUGAACUAGGAAGCAAAGGUUUCCUGGAUUACUUUCCAGAAUAUCGCUCCGAAGAUGGAACUGUUAUUGAGAGGCGCAGUAUAAUAGGAAAAUCCUUUGAAAAUCGCCCUUGGGAUGCGCGAGGAGAGUUCAUUGGUAACAACUAACAACUCUACGAAUUAAACAUGUAAUGUUAUUCUAGUCUUCUGCCUGUUCUUUUUUCCUGCCCUGCCUCUCUCUCUCUCUCUCUCAUGAACUUGUUAUCUUGUAGAAAUAUAAUCAUAAUUUUUGUUCAAACA